Messenger RNA from Amaranthus tricolor (Joseph's coat), 1567 nucleotides. Its product is annotated as actin-related protein 2/3 complex subunit 2A. The coding region runs from base 303 to 1304 and encodes 333 amino acids. Gene Ontology annotation, molecular function: structural constituent of cytoskeleton; actin filament binding. Gene Ontology annotation, cellular component: Arp2/3 protein complex; actin cytoskeleton. Gene Ontology annotation, biological process: actin filament polymerization; Arp2/3 complex-mediated actin nucleation. The transcript is spliced from 11 exons. Lineage: Eukaryota; Viridiplantae; Streptophyta; Magnoliopsida; Caryophyllales; Amaranthaceae. The record is from RefSeq and is a predicted model, not a curated record.
AAAAGAAAAAAUAAUUUCUUUUUGUAAUGAAACGCGUAAGGACAGCAACACAAACUUCCACGAUUUUACCCAUCAUUUCUGCUCUGAUCAGUGAUCAUAUCUCUCCCUCUCACGAUCUUCCUGCUUCUCCCAAGGGAUUUACCUUUAGGAAAAGGAACUUAUGAUGUUGAGUUGACAAGUGCAGAGAAGUUUGAUGUUGGGAAUGUUUAAAGCUUUUGAAGCAAGUUUUAGAGAGCGCUGCUUCCUUUGAUCCACUACCAUUUGCUACUGAGAAAGUUACAGUUUGGUAGUGGUUAAAUCAAAUGAUACUUCUGCAGUCCCAAUCAAAAUAUCUUCUUCAGCUCCUCACCAAUCGCCUUCAAAAUCUUGACAAAGGCGUUGAACUGGACUGCCAAUGGAUUGAGUUUGAUGAUGUACGAUUCAAUGUCCAGACUUCUGUGAAGAACCCUCAUCUCUUGCUGUUGUCAGUAUCAUUGCCAACACCACCUCCUGGAGCAAUGUUUGUUGGAGGACUGCCUUAUGGGGCCAUUGAAGCUGUAAAAGCGGCAUAUGGAACCGUGGUUCAAAUUCUUGAUCCUCCUAAAGAUGGUUUUAAUCUCACACUGAAGCUGAACUUCUCAAAGCUCUCACCAGAUGAAGACACCAGACAGGCUCUGCUGAUGAAGGUUGCUUCUGUAAGAGAAGUGGUGCUUGGUGCACCUUUAAGGGUAAUCCUAAAACAUCUAGCAUCAAGGGGGCUUGCACCGGGUAUGGAUCAAAUAGUUGCUCUAGUGCAUCGGCCUAACGAAUCAUUCUUUGUUUUUCCUCAGACUGAUAAAGUGACUGUUAUAUAUCCUAUGAGAUUCAAGGAUUCCACAGAUAUAGUUCUUGCAACUUCUUUUCUACAGGAAUUUGUCGAGGCGCGGCGCAGUGCUGGUCCUGGGCUUAAUAAUGCUCCAUCUUGUCAAUGGUCACCUUCACCACCAGAAGAGCUUGAGGGAGUCCCUGAAGAAGCAUUAUCUGCAAAUGCUGGAUUUGUUUCCCUUGUUAUUUUUCCGCGCCAUGUUGACGGCAGAAAGAUUGAUAGAACUGUUUGGAAUUUGUUGACUUUUCAUGCAUAUGUGAGUUACCAUGUCAAGUGCUCUGAAGGGUUUAUGCAUACUCGGAUGAGGCGUCGUGUGGAAUCUUUGAUUGAGGCACUAGAUCGCGCUAAGUCAGACCCUGAUAAGACAAAGAAAGUCGGGACUAAAACGUCCUUCAAGCGACUGAGCCUGAAGGAAUCUCGGAGCAAUUCAAAUUCAAGGGCUUCCGCCAGCUGGAGAUAACGAGUUUUAUGAUUAAAUUUGGAGGUAAUCUUGGGUUCAUUGAACUAUAGACAUUUGCAAUGGAUUACUUUGGCUCUGGGUCGUCUCGGUUGCCAGCUCCUUUUUUUGAUAGUAGUACCCGGCUCGGCAAAUGCAUCAUUUUUUUCUAGUCUUGGUAAUUAGGUUGAUUCUUGCCAUUGAAAGCUUAUAAGAUAUCGAUACUUGAAGCCUGUGUCGAAACUAACUUAGAUAUUUAUGAUAAGUUUUUUUUUUUUUUUUUUGUU